This is a messenger RNA of Lolium rigidum, 1563 nucleotides long. RefSeq lists its product as uncharacterized. The coding region runs from base 154 to 1263 and encodes 369 amino acids. Gene Ontology annotation, biological process: intracellular transport. The transcript has 10 exons. NCBI's taxonomy places the organism in Eukaryota, Viridiplantae, Streptophyta, Magnoliopsida, Poales, Poaceae. The record is from RefSeq and is a predicted model, not a curated record.
CCCCGGGCCUCUCACGCGUCGCCGCCACCCCCUCCGCCGCCAUCACCGCUCCCCGUUCUUCCUCGUCGGGACAUCCCCUUCCUGCUCUCUCGGCCCCGCUCCGCCCACAGUUUUUCGCCACUGGUGUCGAGCUAUCAAGCGAGGGAGCGAGUAAUGGACGUUCGCAGGGCAGAGUCUCCUCACCAGCAUCUGAUGGCAGGGCCUGCUGCUCUGGACCCUCGGCGGGCCGAGGCCGCCAGCAAACACGUGAGGGCGCUCAAUACCCAGUUCGCAAGCUGGGUACAACUGCAGUUGCAAAAUCAUCCAGCUGAACUUUGGGAGGAUGGCAUCAAAGAUUACUUAUCACAUGCUUCCGAAAUCAUGGAAAAGUUCAAGGAUGUUGUCAGUUGGCUUAGGCAAAAUAAAGCAGGUGCGAGAGCUGUUUCAUCCCCAAGUCCAGCCAAUGUUGAGAAGACUACUUCGCCAGCGACUGUCAAUAGCAAGUUCAUGGUGCAGCCAGGAUCAGACAAUGGACAGAAGAGUCCAACUACAGGAGCCACCUCCCUGGCUUUUCAGAACUCAAGCUCACCAAAUAUGUUCUCAUUCUCUUCUCAGAAACCAUCAGCUGUUGGUGGCAUAUUUGAUAACAAGGACAACUCUCGCGACAGCAGCAAAUCAACAUUCCAGUUUGGCGGAAAUAACGGCUUUUCGUCACCAACUACGUCCAUUUUUUCUUCUCCAGGCUCUCAGAGUUUUAGCAUGCCAACCCCAACACUAUUUUCAGUGAACACGCAACCAAUUCUCACUGGAAGCAAAAAUGCUGCUGAAGCUUCGGGUGAUGCAGAUGAUGAUGCUGAAGCUGAGCAACCCAGCAGCCCUUCUGUAAAAAAGGCAGAAGAGAAAGGAAUAGUUGUUGUUCAUGAAGCCAAAUGCAAGGUGUAUGUGAAGCACGAAGAUGCUACCAAGGGUUGGAAAGACAUUGGUCUUGGUCAGCUCUCUAUCAGAUGUAAAGAAGGUGCAGAGAAAGCUACGAAAGAGUCCACCCCAACAGUUGUUAUUAGAAAUGAAGUUGGCAAAAUUCUUCUGAAUGCUCUGAUCUACAAGGGGAUAAAAACAACUGUUCAGAAGAACACAGUGGCCUCGAUAUUUCAUACCUCAGAUGCUCAGUCAAGUGAACCAGACGGUGGGAAGGUUGUAGCUCGGCCAUACUUGUUCCGGCUGAAGAACGAAGAGGCAGCUACAAACUUGUCAGCAGUGAUCAAAGAGAAUGUGCCGACAGACUGAUUCUAUAUACAGCCUGCAUUACUGUUGUAGAGGCUUGCUUUUGGCAAUAGCUGUAGUAUGCAGAGGGGCCAGGUAACUUUUCGCGACGGGCCAAAAGAUGCCUGCGGAGUUUUUGCCCCUGAGUUACACACCGGGAUAGAAUUUUAUGUGGUUUGUAAGUCUAGCUAGCCAGGCCAGGCAUGCAUUGUCUUUGUUCCUUGAUUGUACCAACUGUUGUCAAAAGUUGAGGUUAUCUAAAUGCCUGAUGGCUGAAUUGCAUGGUUGAAAACCCGUACCAUUUGAGGCCAUUUUGUCCAAGGA